AUGGCGAGCCAGCAGCAGUCGGUUCCAUGCAUCUCGCGGUCGCCACCCGAACAGCCGCUUCAGGUGAAGGUGGUGGGGCUUUUCAAGAGCUCCAGCUUUCAGAUCGCUAAGAGCGCCGCUGAGAGUCUGAAGAGUAAUUAUCCAUCCAAAUUUGAAGAUCCUAUAAUAAUUCCUGUUCAAGAAUUUGCAUGGCAUCAAUAUCUACAAGAGAAAAAAAGGGAACUUAAGAAUGAAGUCUGGGAAUAUUCUUCCUAUGUGAUGUGUUAUAUUAAUGAUAAGCUCCUGGGUGAUGCACUUGAUCUACAGAAAUGGGCCCACAAAGUAUGGGAUAUAGUUGAUUUUAAGCCUCCUGCACUUUACGAAGCACUUACUGUGGAUUAUUCUGCCAAAUUCUUAAGAGACACCAAGCAUAAUUUUGUGUUCUUGGACAUUUCUAUUGAUCUUUAUCCAAUUGGAAGAUUGAUUUUUGAGCUAUAUUCUGAUACAUGUCCCAAAACAUGUAAAAAUUUUCAGAUCUUGUGCACAGGAAAAGCAGGGUUUUCCCAAAGUGGCAUCAAGCUACAUUACACAGGUUCCAUUUUCCAUCGAGUGGUAAGGAAUGGCUGGGUACAAGGAGGAGAUAUAGUUGCUGGAAAAGGAGAUAAUGGAGAGUCAAUUUAUGGACCAACAUUUGAAGAUGAAAACUUCUCAGUUCCUCAUAAUAAAAGGGGAGUUCUUGGAAUGGUCAACAAAGGCCGUCACAGCAAUGGGUCACAAUUCUAUAUCACACUACAGGCUGCUCCGUAUCUAGAUAAAAAAUAUGUGGCUUUUGGGCAACUGAUUGAAGGAACAGACGUUCUUCAUCAUCUAGAAUCAGUUCCAACAGAGAAUGAAAGACCAAUACAAAAUUGUGUAAUUACUGACAGUGGAGAGCUUUAUGCCUAA
Messenger RNA from Budorcas taxicolor (takin), 924 nucleotides. It is a transcript of the gene PPIL6, whose product is annotated as peptidylprolyl isomerase like 6. Gene Ontology annotation, biological process: protein peptidyl-prolyl isomerization. Bases 1 to 924 code for a protein of 307 amino acids. The record is from RefSeq and is a predicted model, not a curated record. The transcript is spliced from 8 exons. NCBI's taxonomy places the organism in Eukaryota, Metazoa, Chordata, Mammalia, Artiodactyla, Bovidae. Gene Ontology annotation, molecular function: peptidyl-prolyl cis-trans isomerase activity.